CAUUUAAUUAAGCAGCUGAGAGGCAUGAGUGUGGUGUUAGUGCUACUUCCUAUGGUGCUGUUUGUUGUGCUUGCGGGGGCUCAGCGAGCUUGCCCCAAGAACUGCAGAUGCGAUGGCAAGAUAGUGUACUGCGAAUCUCAUGCAUUCAGAGACAUCCCUCAGAAUAUUUCUGGAGGGUCUCAAGGCUUAUCGUUACGGUACAACAGCAUUCAGAAGCUUAAAUCAAAUCAGUUUGCGGGCCUGAAUCAGCUCAUAUGGCUUUAUCUUGACCAUAAUUACAUCAGCUCCGUGGAUGAGGAUGCGUUUCAGGGGAUCCGCAGGCUGAAGGAAUUAAUUCUAAGCUCCAACAAAAUUACCCAUCUGCACAACAAAACGUUUCACCCGGUCCCCAACCUCCGCAAUCUGGACCUCUCGUACAACAAGUUGCAGGUGUUGCAGUCUGAGCAGUUCAAGGGCCUUCGUAAACUCUUGAUCCUGCAUUUGCGGUCCAACUCGCUGAAAACCGUGCCCAUCCGAGUUUUCCAAGACUGCCGCAACCUUGACUUCCUGGAUUUGGGCUACAACCGCCUGCGGAGCUUAUCCCGUAAUGCUUUCGCUGGCCUUUUGAAGUUGACAGAGCUCCACUUGGAGCACAACCAGUUUUCUAAGAUCAACUUUGCCCACUUUCCACGCCUCUUCAACCUUCGCUCGAUUUAUUUGCAGUGGAAUAGGAUCCGGUCUAUUAGCCAAGGGUUAACGUGGACUUGGAGUUCCUUGCACAACUUGGAUUUAUCAGGAAAUGACAUUACAGGGGUAGAGCCUGGGACCUUCCAGUGCCUCCCCAACCUGCAGAAGCUGAACCUGGAUUCCAACAAACUCACCAACAUCUCUCAGGAGACCAUCAAUACGUGGAUCUCGCUCAUCUCCAUCACUCUGUCCGGAAAUAUGUGGGAAUGUACUCGAAGCAUUUGCCCGCUGUUUACUUGGCUUAAGAAUUUCAAGGGAAAUAAAGAAAGCACUAUGAUAUGUGCAGGCCCUAAACACAUCCAGGGUGAAAAAGUGAGCGAUGCUGUGGAAACCUAUAAUAUCUGUGCUGAAAUCCAGGUGGUGAUUACUGAAAGAUCGUACCAGGCACCCAAAACCCCCCAGAGACCUGUCUUCAUUCCUAAACCUACCAUUUCCAAACUGGAAAGCAACCAGCUGACAUCGGUUAUGCCAAGCCCUUCUGCAGACCUCCCCACACCCGGAGUGGAACCAGAGUAUGAGCACGUUUCCUUUCACAAAAUAAUCGCUGGGAGCGUGGCCCUCUUUCUUUCCGUGGCCAUGAUUUUGUUGGUUAUCUACGUGUCGUGGAAGCGCUACCCAGCCAGCAUGAAACAGCUCCAGCAGCACUCUCUCAUGAAGAGGCGCAGGAAAAAGGCCCGAGAGUCUGAAAGGCAAAUGAACUCCCCUUUACAGGAGUAUUACGUGGACUACAAGCCAACAAACUCUGAGACCAUGGAUGUAUCGGUUAAUGGAUCUGGGCCCUGCACGUAUACCAUCUCUGGCUCCAGGGAAUGCGAGGCUCUGCCAGGCAGUGGUGAGAUUUCACACAAAGGCUUUGGACUCUCUGCUCCAGCUUUUCUUCAUCCAUCAAAGGUCCCUCACCACAUGAAGACUUUACCCUAUUACAGUUACGACCAGCCAGUGAUUGGAUACUGCCAAGCUCAUAAGCCUCUCCAUGUAAAUAAGGGGUACGACACCAUGUCCCGGGAGCAGGCUGAGACAACCAACCUGGAACUCAGUCGAGACCACAGCUUCAUAGCUACAAUCGCGCGUUCGGCUGCUCCAGCCAUUUACAUUGAGAGAAUACCAAACUAACGCGGAGACGACUGCGUCAGGGGGCGGAGUGGGGAGGUCUUCUGAGGGACCUUUCAUCUCAGAAGAGACCAGGGCAAGGAACUCAGAUCUACCAUUCCAGUUACAAAUGUUCCAACACAGACAAAGGGAAGGGGAUAAAGCAAACUCCGCAGACUGUGGAAGUGCUCUCUUGCAGUACACACUGAGAACUUCAGGAUUUUCUUUGCUUUAAACUUUCAAACAAAUUCCUCAAUGUAAAUAUUAAAGAGAGAUUGUCAAGUUCUUAUUAAAAAAAAAAAAAUAGAUUUCACUCUAGCUACAUAAAGGGAUGGAUUAAGAGUUUUGUUUGUAUAUUUGAUUUUUCUACAUUGCACGGUUCCAGGGAAGGAGAACCACAGGGAAGGAGGAAUAUGUACGGAGGUACACAUUCUGUGUGCUAGGCAGCUUGCAGGGAAACACGGGCCUCCAAAGUCAA
Molecule: messenger RNA, 2293 nt
Organism: Athene cunicularia (burrowing owl)
Lineage: Eukaryota; Metazoa; Chordata; Aves; Strigiformes; Strigidae
Gene: LRRTM4
Product: leucine rich repeat transmembrane neuronal 4
Exons: 4
Coding region: 25-1839 (604 amino acids)
Molecular function (GO): protein binding
Source: RefSeq, a predicted model, not a curated record